This is a messenger RNA of Cavia porcellus (domestic guinea pig), 4159 nucleotides long. RefSeq names its product scavenger receptor cysteine-rich domain-containing protein SCART1-like. Lineage: Eukaryota; Metazoa; Chordata; Mammalia; Rodentia; Caviidae. Gene Ontology annotation, biological process: zymogen activation. The transcript has 11 exons. Gene Ontology annotation, cellular component: plasma membrane. Gene Ontology annotation, molecular function: serine-type endopeptidase activity. The record is from RefSeq and is a predicted model, not a curated record. The coding region runs from base 164 to 3223 and encodes 1019 amino acids.
AUGAUGGCUCUGAUGUGGGGGGAGGUGAUAAGGUUGUUCUGGGCUGGUGUCUCAGCACAGUGUCACUGCUGCACUAGAGUCCACCCUCCAUGUGGAGGCAGAGCACACUCUUCUGCUCUGGGACCAUCACACUGACAAGCUACAGCUGUAAGGCACAGGAGGCAUGGCCCUGUUCCCUCUGGUGCUGUGGUCUCUACUCCUGGAAUGCUGGUCCCACUCUCCAGGCUCUGCUGGAGAGGAGUCUGUGAGUCUCCUGGAUUCAGAAACUCACUGUCAAGGCCUCCUGCAUGUGGGGCACGGUGGACAGCAGGGCCUGGUGUGUGGGGACCACUGGAGCAUGCAAGAGGCCUUGGUGAUCUGCAGACAGCUCAACUGCAGCAAGGCACUAUAUACAUUUCAACAUAUCUUGAUGCCCCAAGACAUAAAACCACCCUGGCUGUAUGGUGCCCAGUGCCAGGGUGAGGAGGCCUCUCUCUGGCAGUGCUCCCUGGGUGACUGGGGGCCCAUCAGUGGCUGUAAAUGCCAGUGUGUGGUAGUUGUCUGGUGCUCAGAUGGCUUCAUGAGAUCAGUUAGACUGAAUGGAGGAGGUAGCCCCUGUGCUGGGAUCCCUGAAGAACUGAACAUAGGCACUGAUUCUCUGAGAUGUGAACUGCAAAAGGAGGAAGCAAGUGUUCUUUGCAGAGAACUGGAAUGUGGCACCGCUUUGCAGUGGUUCAGAGCCCACCCUGGAGGACUGCUUGGUGGCCAGGAGCAGAGAUUUGUGACGUGUCAGGGAACAGAGCCCAGCAUUUUCUACUGCAAGUCCAAUAGUAACUUUCUGAAACAGUGUGACCUUGAAGUCUACACUGAAGUGGUGUGCACAGGACAUGUAGAAGCUCGGCUUGUUGGCAGCGAUGACCCUUGUGCUGGGCGCCUGGAAGUACAGAGGGGCCUGACGUGGGGCACAGUCUGCGAUGCUGACCUGGACCUGCCCACGGCCCAUGUGGUGUGCCGGGAGCUGCAGUGUGGAAAGGCCGUGUCCACAUUUGGAACUGCCCGCUUUGGCCGGGGCUCAGGGCCCGUGUGGAUGGAGGCCUUCCGUUGUGUGGGCAACGAGUCUCUGCUCUUCCACUGUCGGCGGGAGCCUGGGAGUCAGUGCACCCAUGAGCAGGAUGCUGGGCUCAGGUGCUCGGGAGAAAAGUUCCGGCUGGUCAAUGGCAGCAGCCCCUGUGAGGGCCGUGUGGAGCUCCAGGUGCAGGGAGUCUGGGCACCCCUCUGUGCAGCCCACUGGAGCUUAGCAGAUGCCAGCGUCCUGUGCCACCAGCUCAACUGUGGGAGUGCAGCUGCCAUACCACGAGGAGGCCAUUUUGGAACUGGAGAUGCUCCCAUCUGGCCAGAUGUGCUCCACUGUGUGGGGACAGAGCCCCAUUUGUUGAGCUGCCCAUCCAGCACUUUGGGUGCGAAGCCCUGUGCCAAAGGAAAUGCUGCCUCUGCCUCUUGCUCAGGUCUUGCUGGAGCCCUUAGACUCAGGGAUGGACAGAGUCGUUGUGAUGGUCGUGUGGAGGUCUCGCUGGAUGGAGUGUGGGGCCGCGUCCUAGAUGACGCCUGGGACCUGCGUGAUGCCAGCGUCGUGUGCAGGCAGCUUGGGUGUGGAGAGGUGGAGCAAGCUUAUGAUGCAUCAGCCCCUGGCCAUGGAGUCCUUCCUGUGGGCCUGAGCCAGGUGCACUGUGACGGCUCAGAGACCCGUCUGACCCAGUGCAAUGUGUCUGUGACCCUGCUGGCACCUGUGGGGACCUCACGAGAUGUGGGUGUGGUGUGCUCUGGUGAGUCUGUGCUCCAGGCUUCCCCUGCCUUGGGCCUCACAAAGCCUGGCAGGUCCUUACUCAACCUCUUCUCAGGGAGCCUUCAGGUGCGGCUGGCUGGGGGCCCUGGCCGCUGUGCUGGGCGAGUGGAGGUGCUGCAGGCAGGCACUUGGGGCACUGUGUGUGACGACGCCUGGGACCUGCAGGACGCACACGUGGUCUGUGAGCAGCUGGGUUGUGGCCGUGCCCUGAGUGCACCAGGGGCUGCCUACUUCGGAUCAGGAUCCGGGCCAAUCUGGAUGGAUGAGUUGAGCUGCCUGGGCAAUGAGUCUGCACUUUGGCAUUGCCCAUCGCCAGGGUGGGGACAGCACGAUUGUGGGCACAAAGAGGAUGCUGGGGUCUUCUGCACAGAAUUCACAGAUCUUAGGCUGCAGAAUUAUGGACAGCCAUGUGCUGGGCGGCUGGAAGUUUUCUACAGUGGGACUUGGGGUGGAGUCUGCCACAUCCUGAACCCUGCCUCCCUGGGCCUCCUGUGUGGCCAGCUGGGCUGUGAGCCCCAAGGGCAGCUGCUGGCAAGGCCAGAGAGCUGGCCUUCCCCUGCAGUUUUCUGGCUGACUUCCAUUCAGUGCAGGCCCAAGCAUGACAGGUCCCUGUGGCAGUGUCCUUCAACCCCGUGGGACCAGCAUUCCUGCUCUAGCAGUGAAGAGGCCUGGGUCCUGUGUGCAGGAAAGAAAGGAGAAAUUCCUGAGGAUCCUGAGCAGACCCUUAACUGCUCCUUCACGCUCAGUUGCCCAGAGGAGGGUGCACUGCGCCUGCGAGGCGGUGAUGAUGACUGCUCAGGGCGUGUGGAGCUCUGGCACAUGGGCUCCUGGGGCACUGUGUGUGAUGAUUCCUGGGACCUGGCAGAUGCAGAAGUCGCGUGCCGCCAGCUGGGCUGUGGUCAGGCAGUGAAUGCCACGCAGGGGGCUGCCUUUGGUCCUGGGUCAGGACCUGUGUGGCUGGAUGAGGUGAGGUGCCGUGGAAGUGAGGCUUUCCUGUUGGACUGUCCCACAGAACCACUGGGAUUUGGAGAUUGUGAUCACAAGGAAGAUGCAGGAGUGAGGUGCUCUGGAGCUCCUUUCUUGGCUCCUGCAUCUGUGGUUGAGCCCUGGACCCUGCCUGAGAUUGCCUGCCUGGUUCUUGGCUGCCUGUUGGGCCUCAUCUUCCUACUUUUCGGUGUUCAGCGGAGCCGCCACAUGCUUACCUUCAUGGGUUCUAGAAUGUCAGAACACCUGCCUUCAGAGGGUGUGUAUGAGGACAUUGAAGCUCUUCCUGUGGAGAAGAAAGAGGAGAGACUCUCAUUGUCUGGAAACUUCGUGCUGGAGGAGGGUUAUGAUGAUGCUGAAGAUCCUGAGAAAGACUGUGUUGAGGAGACAGAAGUGGAAGAGCAGAGUCACUGCUGAGCAUUGCAGGGUCCAUUCUAUUCUAUAUGUUCCAUGAGGAGAGCUCUGCUCAGUCUGCUUAGUCUGGCUGUUACAUUUAAAUGACCUGAGAGCUGUGUCUCUGAGUCUGUUACCCUUAUUGCUAUCUCUUAUUUGGGACUCUAUGCCUUCCCCUUCUUCCUUCAAGGAUAGACCUUAAACUCAAUCUUCUCUUUGGCCUAUGUGUUGUUAUGUCCUUUGUUUUCCUUCAGGUUUCUUUUGUAGUUGCCCAGUAUCCUCCCCAGAACCUGGUUGAUGAUGGGUUUUAGGAGGUGCCAUGGAUGGGCAAUAUAUGGACAGGGGGGAUUCCAGAUGAGAGACAUUUUAUCACCUGAUCUACUAUAUGCAGUUCUUGUCUGUCUGUCUGUAUGUUUGUGACUGUGCUCCUCAGUGGUUACCAGCAGCUUAGUACUUAUGUGGUCCAGAAUAAUACAUGACAAUCACAGUUCACGUAUAUCUCAUUAUACUGAGGUAUGAAUCCAUGACAUCUUCCAUGGAUUGGAAGGUGGCAGCAUUCACCGGCCCAAUACACAGGAACCUGGGCUGACCAUUGGGACCAUGAGUGUGUCUGGAGGAUGGGUUAAUCUUGGAGGCUGGCAUCUGUCUUGCCCUCAUUCUUCUAACAGCUUACAUUAACUGUACUGUGAUCUGUCCCUGUCAGGUAGUUUUAUGAGGUUCCACCAGAUCUUCCUUGUAAUCUGGGUCCACUUCUCUCCCUCACUUCUCUGCCUUUGUGUGUCUCCUUUUCAUCCUGCUCCUGCAGCUUUCCUUGUGUUUGGAGAGGCAUUUCCUGAUGAAGUGUGUAUGAUGACCCCACCUGCCACGUGUGAGCAGAGCUUGUCUUCCUUUCAUAGGAAGUGGAUGCACUUGAAACUCUGUGACUGAUGUCCUGUUCUUGAAAAUAAAUCCUGAAUGUUU